This is a messenger RNA of Naumovozyma dairenensis CBS 421, 1932 nucleotides long. It is a transcript of the gene SPO21, whose product is annotated as Spo21p. The transcript has a single exon. Lineage: Eukaryota; Fungi; Ascomycota; Saccharomycetes; Saccharomycetales; Saccharomycetaceae. The record is from RefSeq and is a predicted model, not a curated record. The coding region runs from base 1 to 1932 and encodes 643 amino acids.
AUGCUAGAUUACAACAUUCAUGACGAUAAUAAACAACCAACAACUUUCGCUACAAAUGAAAAAAAUGAAUCUCUGCCAGAUAAGAAACCUUGGUGGCGCAAAAGUAAUAAAACUAAUUUGGAAGAAUCCAAGAAAGGAAGUGAAAAUAUCAAGAAAGAAAAAGACAAUAUUUCCUCUAGGCCAAGUAGUAAAAGGGAGGCUAUUAUGAAAUAUUUACAGAGGUCAAAGAGUAAAGGUGAUAAAAAGGAUUUAAACAAGAAUGACGAUAUUCUAGAGGAUCUAUCAGAAAUGUCUGAUGAACAAUUUAGUGAUACUUCUGAAAAAUCUAGUGUUUCACUGAUACAAUCAAAUAACCCCUUAGCAAAUCUAAAAUAUGCCGAUGUGUUUAGCGCAAGUUUAAAGAAUAAUAUUGGAUAUUUAUAUCAACAAGUGGAAAAUGCAUCUCAAAGAGAAGAAUAUCAAUUUACCCCAAAAGAUAUUACAACUAUUAUGGAUAAUGGAACAGCUGGGAAUAAAGAACCAAAAGACGAUGAGAUUUCUGAAAGUACUAUAUCCUCUACUAGUUCUAAGGAAUUUGACAAUUAUAAAGCAGAUGAUUAUUCUCCAUUGACACCCCUUGAGAAUGUUGAAAGGAAUAAAGAUAUUAAGGUGAUUCCAGAAAAUAAUGAUAAUAGUAGCACCCCCUGUUGUUGUAACGAUGAAGCCACGAUGGAGUUAGACUCUCAAUCAUUUUCUUAUCUCAUAAGAAUUAUGGAGCUUUUGGGAGAACACAAAAUUACAUCAGAUCAAAUUUAUUCGAAGGCACCUGGUUUGACCCUACUUGAGGUAUUUAAGGAAUUAUAUGAACUGGUUAACCUAAACUGUGAGAAAAAAAAUAUAUUAGAGAAUACAUUGAAGCAAGAGCAAGAUGCUAGAUCACAGGAAAAAAUGAAACUACAAAAAGAUAUAAGCAUAAAGGCUCACAAGCUAAAUUUGCUAGAACAAGAGAAAAUUCAUGAUGAGCCUAAAACAAGUUCAUCAAACGAAGUUAUCAGCGAAGCUUAUAAUCUGCCAAAAGAAGGAAGCAGUGAUGACAGCAAUAACAACGGGGACGCUGACAGGAAAGUAUACACUUCUAUCGGCGACCUCCAAAAAGAAUACCAAACGAAGAUGGAUAUAUCAAAACGGCAGUUAGUGGAAAUUACUAAAGAGCUCGAGAAGUAUAAAGGUGCACUGAAGCAGCUGGAAAUUAAUAACAAUGCAAUGGAAAAAGAGUAUAACGAGCAAUUGAGAAGAAGCAGAGUUUUGGAAGAGAAUUUAAUAAAUGCCACUAAUGAAGGGGACGUAUUGCGGUCCGAGAAAGAAGCCCUUACGGCAAUUAAAAUACGUUAUGAAGAACAAGCUACCCAUAUACUUGAACAAUUAAAAGAACGAAAAAAGAAAAACCUGGAAGCUCAAAGCCUAAUUGAAAACGGUAUUGAGAGAGUUGAGAGAGAGAGGAAGAGAGUUCUAGAUUUAAAGAGAGCAAAUCGUUUCCUUAUCUGUCGUAUUCAUUUAAUCGAAUGUUAUAAACGGGAAUCACUGCAAUUUAUGUCACAACUGGCGAAUUGCUUCAACAGUCUAAUUGGAACAGAAGUUCUUCAAGAAUUUGAAGUACGUCUUGCCACUCUUUGGUCAAAAGAUAAUAUUGGGCAGAUACUUUCCAUGGAAAGUUCUAUAGAAACCCAGUUUAGGGGGUUACAGAAGGAGGUGGAAGAUUUUUAUCGAAAUGUAGCCAGCGUUAAAUUUUUAACAUUGAUUUCCAAUAGAUGUAAGUCCUAUAAACGAAAUAAUAUUUACUUGGCUGAACAACUACAAAAACUAAGGAAGCAUUACAAUGAGAGUUAUGAACAAUUCAAUAAGAUCGCUAUUGAGAAUACAAAAAUGAGACAAAGGCAACAGGAAUGGCAAUAA